Monomorium pharaonis (pharaoh ant) is the source of this 1616-nucleotide messenger RNA. RefSeq names its product tubulin alpha-1 chain. Gene Ontology annotation, molecular function: structural constituent of cytoskeleton; GTP binding. The record is from RefSeq and is a predicted model, not a curated record. Gene Ontology annotation, cellular component: microtubule; cytoplasm. NCBI's taxonomy places the organism in Eukaryota, Metazoa, Arthropoda, Insecta, Hymenoptera, Formicidae. The coding region runs from base 165 to 1520 and encodes 451 amino acids. Gene Ontology annotation, biological process: microtubule cytoskeleton organization; mitotic cell cycle. The transcript has 3 exons.
CGCCGCUCGCCCAACAGUCGCUGCUUGUCGAUCGGACGUCGUACACGUCGUAUAGUUGUUAGCAAAAGCUCCAUUACUUGCUUUCGCCAACUAUCGAUCGCCCCGUGGUGGCCAUUUCCUAGCUCCAUUUUCUACAAGGACAACGAACAAGCCGAUAAUACAAAAUGCGUGAGUGCAUCUCAAUCCACGUUGGACAAGCCGGUGUACAGAUCGGUAAUGCUUGCUGGGAGUUGUACUGCCUGGAACAUGGCAUCCAGCCGGACGGUCAGAUGCCGUCCGAUAAGACUAUCGGAGGUGGAGACGACAGCUUCAACACCUUCUUCAGCGAGACUGGCGCUGGCAAGCACGUACCCAGAGCUGUCUUUAUCGAUUUAGAGCCUACAGUAGUUGAUGAGGUUCGCACUGGAACUUAUCGUCAGCUCUUCCAUCCUGAACAAUUGAUCACUGGUAAGGAGGAUGCUGCAAACAACUACGCCCGCGGUCACUACACGAUCGGCAAGGAGAUCGUUGAUCUCGUGCUGGACCGCAUUCGCAAGCUCGCGGAUCAAUGCACUGGCUUGCAGGGAUUCCUCAUCUUCCACUCUUUCGGUGGUGGCACUGGCUCAGGUUUCACGUCCCUGUUGAUGGAGCGUUUGUCCGUUGACUACGGCAAGAAAUCAAAACUCGAGUUCGCCAUUUAUCCCGCACCACAAGUCUCCACUGCCGUGGUCGAACCGUACAACUCUAUCCUGACGACGCACACUACUCUUGAGCAUUCUGACUGUGCAUUUAUGGUCGACAACGAGGCGAUCUACGACAUUUGCCGUCGCAACCUGGACAUUGAGAGGCCGACCUAUACAAAUCUGAAUCGUCUGAUCGGUCAGAUUGUGUCGUCCAUCACGGCGUCUCUGCGAUUCGACGGUGCCCUGAACGUCGAUCUGACAGAAUUCCAGACCAACUUGGUGCCCUAUCCAAGAAUCCAUUUCCCUUUGGUGACGUACGCGCCUGUUAUCUCGGCCGAGAAGGCCUACCAUGAGCAGCUCUCCGUCUCGGAAAUCACAAACGCAUGCUUCGAGCCGGCUAAUCAGAUGGUCAAAUGCGACCCACGUCAUGGCAAAUACAUGGCUUGCUGCAUGCUCUAUCGUGGAGACGUCGUACCCAAAGACGUCAACGCAGCGAUCGCCACCAUCAAAACUAAACGCACCAUUCAGUUCGUUGAUUGGUGCCCCACUGGUUUCAAGGUUGGCAUCAACUAUCAGCCACCGACCGUUGUGCCCGGUGGUGAUCUUGCCAAGGUCCAGCGCGCCGUCUGCAUGUUAUCAAACACUACUGCCAUUGCAGAAGCUUGGGCUCGUCUAGAUCACAAGUUUGAUCUGAUGUACGCCAAGCGUGCGUUUGUUCACUGGUAUGUCGGUGAAGGUAUGGAGGAGGGAGAGUUCUCCGAGGCGCGCGAAGAUCUGGCCGCGCUCGAGAAAGAUUACGAGGAAGUCGGAAUGGAUUCCGCAGAAGGCGAGGGCGAAGAGGGCGCCGAAGAAUACUAAGAUGCGAUCGUUGUUGCUCGCCUUUCUGUCACAUGGCUUUCAAAUAUCUUCAUGUGUUUUGAAAUAAAGUAACUGAAUCCUCAUUUGCAACACAAA